This is a messenger RNA of Dictyostelium purpureum, 1221 nucleotides long. RefSeq lists its product as uncharacterized. NCBI's taxonomy places the organism in Eukaryota, Evosea, Eumycetozoa, Dictyosteliales, Dictyosteliaceae. The record is from RefSeq and is a predicted model, not a curated record. The transcript has 2 exons. Bases 1 to 1221 code for a protein of 406 amino acids.
AUGUUAGAAUCAAUUUUAUUUGCUAUUUUUAUUUGGUCAAUAAUAAUUUUAAAAAUUAUUUUCCGUUCCACCCCACAAGAAACCCAAACCAAUAGCCACGCCCAAACCAAUAGCCACACCCAAACCAAUAACCACACCGACACCAAUAACCACACCCACAUCAACAACGACACCCACACUAACAACCACAAAAUUAACGAAACCACAAAUUCUACCCCAAUCGAUCAAUCCCCAAAAGAAAAAAACAAGUAUGAUAGUUCCUCAACAUUCCAUUAUUCCGCAUUCAGACACGUAUAUUGUUGUUCCGAAUAUCAUAAUAAUCAAGACAAUUCUGGUCGUUCCUCAGUAACCCAAGAAAUUUUAAGUCAUUCCCCAAAACAAUUUCUUGAAAAACUCCAUGCCCCAAAAGAACCAGAAAAUGUAUUUCCAUAUUCACCAUUCGACCACACCAGUGAAAGAAUGGAAAAAGAAAAAUUAGAAAAAGAAAAUAUGGAAAUAUUAAAAAUGGAACAACAAAAAGAAAAGGAAUAUAUGGAACAAUUAAAAAGAGAAACCCAAGAAAGAGACCGUAUUGAAAAAUUAGAAAAAGAAAGAAAAGAAAGAGAACAUAGAGAAUCUUUGGAAAGACAAAGAUUAAUAAAAGAAAGACUAGAAAAAGAAAUUAAAGAACGUAGAGAAGCUAAGGAAAAGCAAAGAAUAGAAAAAGAAAGAGAAAAAAAAGAAAAAGAACAAAGAGAAAAAGAACAAAGAGAAAGAGAAGAAUUAGAACGUACCCAAACAAUUUUAAAAGAAACAUUACAAAGAGCAAUGGAAAGGGUACGUUUAGAAAAUUUAGAAAGAGAAAGAUUGGAAAGAGAAAUAUUAGAAAGAGAAGAAAGAGAAGAAAGAGAAAAAGAACAACAAGAAAGAGAACAACAAGAAAGAGAAGAAAGAGAAAAUCAAGAAAGGGAACAACAACAAAGAGAACAACAAGAAAGAGAAGAAGCAGAACGUAGAGAAAAUCAAGAUACUUGCACUAUUUGUAUGGACAGUAUUGAACCAAGCCAACUUGCCGCAAUCGAUUGUAACCACAAGUUUUGUUACAAUUGCAUUAUGGAAUGUUCUUAUCGUCGUGAUAACACAUGUCCAAAUUGUAGAGAUCCAUUCUAUUUGGUAAGAAGAGUCAAUGGUUCAACAAAUGAAGCCAACAUAGAGCAAGGUGAUCAAAGUCCACCAAUUUAA